This is a messenger RNA of Notodromas monacha, 552 nucleotides long. The record is from the annotation of a GenBank genome assembly. Lineage: Eukaryota; Metazoa; Arthropoda; Ostracoda; Podocopida; Cyprididae.
AUGCAAGCCGAACUCAAUUCUAUCUACGACAGGACAAUUGGGGCCCCUGAUAGCCAUGAUCAUGCAACCGGAGGCACCACCAAUGACAACAACUACCGCACAAUGCGGACAUCAAAUGUGGAAAUCAAAACGCUGCACACGGCACAACAACAGCAGGAUCUGGUUGACAUCCUGCACUCACGUCACGGAGGUGAUGACACCCAACACCAAAAAUUCUUGAGUGGCGGCACUACCCUAUGUGCCUCCUGCGCCAGAGUUGGUGGAAAACCUACCCGCAGCUCCACCCACAGCCCAGGUCCACGCAGCACCUCCAGCUCCUACGCCACCAACGUGGAGCGAACCCAUGCCAAGUGCACCCUUGUUGCAGACGGGCAGCCCGUGGGACGCAAUCCUGCUGCCAACAUUGCAAUACCUGGUCAAAGCUUACUGACUAGGUCCUCCAGCCGGGAACAACCGCACGGAGUACGUCACAUUAUUGGAGAACAAUCGUAUACCCAUCUCAAUCGCCUCCAGAUGGAUACCACGUCCCGGGUGGCACCUGCGGCCCCUUGA